CGACAUCCCCUAGCUAAACUUUAAUUUAUGACAACAAACUCUACAACUAAUAUUAUCAUUGGUGCCAUUAUCCACCUUCUUGUUCUUAUCUAGUCUUACAUUACGCAUACAUUUUAAAAGCGUCAGCAUCCUUGAAUUUCUCACAUUCUCUUCCUUCUUUUUCUUCCUCAACAACUGUAUCUCUCUCCUCUUUUCUCUCUGUUUUUCCUCUGUUUUUCUUACUCUGCUUUCACAUUUCCCCUCAGAAAAAAAAAAUGGGUUCUGAAGGAAGAAACAUUCUAGUUACAGGAGGAGCAGGUUUCAUUGGUACACACUGUGUUCUUGUACUACUUAAACAAGGAUUUCGGGUUGUUAUUAUUGAUAAUCUCGAUAAUUCUGUUGAAGAAGCUGUUAAUCGGGUCAGAGAAUUAGCGGGUCCUGAAUUAACCCAAAACCUUGAAUUUCAUUUGGGUGAUCUCAGAAAUAAGGAUGAUGUUGAGAAGCUAUUUUCUGAGAACAAUUUUGAUGCUGUAAUUCACUUUGCUGGAUUAAAGGCUGUGGGUGAGAGUGUUGCACAUCCAUUCCGCUAUUUUGAUAAUAAUUUGAUUGGAUCAAUCAAUUUAUACCAAACUAUGGCCAAAUACAACUGUAAGAAGUUGGUGUUUUCAUCAUCAGCUACAGUUUACGGCCAGCCUAAGGAAAUCCCAUGUGUAGAAGAUUUUGAAUUGAAGGCUAUGAAUCCUUAUGGCCGAACCAAGCUGUUCCUUGAAGAAAUUGCCCGAGACAUAUCAACUGCAGACAAAGAAUGGAGCAUAAUUUUGUUGAGGUACUUCAACCCUGUUGGGGCUCAUGAGAGUGGGAGACUUGGUGAAGAUCCUAAGGGUAUCCCGAACAACCUUAUGCCUUACAUACAGCAGGUUGCUGUUGGGCGACUGCCUGAGCUCAAUGUCUACGGCACUGACUACCCUACAAGGGAUGGUACAGCGAUUCGUGAUUACAUCCAUGUGAUGGACUUAGCUGAUGGUCAUGUUGCUGCUUUAAGGAAGCUGUUUACUGCAAAGAAUAUAGGUUGUGAUGCCAUUAACUUGGGAACAGGUCAUGGUGCUUCCGUGCUUGAAAUGGUUCAGGCAUUUGAGAAGGCCUCAGGAAAGAAAAUUCCAAUUAAAAUGUGUCCUAGAAGAUUAGGAGAUGCAACUGAAGUAUAUGCCUCAACCGAGAAAGCUGCAAAAGAACUCGGCUGGAAGGCAAAAUACGGCAUAAACGAUAUGUGUAGAGACCAAUGGAAAUGGGCAAGCAGCAAUCCAUGGGGCUACCAAGGCAAACCUUAAAACAAUAUGGUACGAGUAUAGAAGUAAUGAAAGAGUUCCAAAGAUUUAUACCCAAGUGCCAAAGAUUUAUCAAGUGUUCAAAAAGCUCCUAUUGAUAUUUUUUUUUCUUCCUAUGAUGUGCUACAAUUUUGUUAAAGUGCACUUGUGAUUUUCAGAAAGUAAAUAUAUGCGCUAUUUUCCUGCACUUUUUUUCUGGUUCAAAGAAUCAAAAGUGUAUCAAGUUGAUGUUGUUGCGACUCACUCAUAAUUAAGAAAUAGAUAUAUGCGCUAUUUUUACUCCUCCAAA
Messenger RNA from Chenopodium quinoa (quinoa), 1593 nucleotides. RefSeq names its product bifunctional UDP-glucose 4-epimerase and UDP-xylose 4-epimerase 1-like. Gene Ontology annotation, cellular component: cytosol. Bases 255 to 1307 code for a protein of 350 amino acids. Lineage: Eukaryota; Viridiplantae; Streptophyta; Magnoliopsida; Caryophyllales; Amaranthaceae. The record is from RefSeq and is a predicted model, not a curated record. Gene Ontology annotation, molecular function: UDP-glucose 4-epimerase activity; RNA binding. The transcript has 9 exons. Gene Ontology annotation, biological process: rRNA processing; galactose metabolic process.